GCUAGGCUCCUGAGGCUACACUGUCUGUCAGCACCAUGAGCAACAGGGGGCUGCUUCUGACAGAGGCUGAGGGCGCAGAGCUCCCCACGCAGCCGGCGAGCAGACGGAGCCGCUGCCUCUGCCGAGCGUUCUGUGCAGUCACUGUCCUCGGGCUGCUCGCUUACACUUCGUACCUGCUCUGCAGGCAGCUGGCAGGCUCACCGUCACACCAGACUUCGAGUUUGAUGGCGGAGGGUUCGGAGGGUGAGAGUGUGGAACCAGCCAGUACGGGGCUGCCGCAGGUCAUGAAUGUGGUCGGACGAGCUCCGAGGAAGGUCGCUGUCCAUCUGACAGCCUCCCCAAACUCCCAAGGAAAGAAGAGGGUGACCUGGAGGAAACGGGGACCCCUGCCAGCAGGCGUGGGGUUCAAGGGCAACGGUCUGGUUGUCAGGACGCCGGGCCGCUACUUCAUCUACAGCCAGGUGUCCUUCUACAGCCGGGGCUGCGGGGACAGGCCCGUCUUCCUCAGCCACCAGCUGCAGCGGCUCUCCUCCAGCUACCAGGGCCGGCAGACCCUGCUCAGCUCACUGACGUCCACCUGCCAGCACACCCAGCGUGGCGAGACCUGGUUCGAGGCUUCCUACCACGGCGCCGCCUUUGAGUUGUCUGCGGGAGACCAGAUAUUCUCCGCGGUCAGCCCCAACUCCGUGGCCUUCGUCAACAGAGAGGCGGAGAGGACCUACUUCGGACUGUUCGCUCUGUGAGGAGAGAUCUCCGAGACCAGCCC
This is a messenger RNA of Pristis pectinata (smalltooth sawfish), 766 nucleotides long. Its product is annotated as tumor necrosis factor-like. NCBI's taxonomy places the organism in Eukaryota, Metazoa, Chordata, Chondrichthyes, Rhinopristiformes, Pristidae. Gene Ontology annotation, cellular component: cell surface; membrane. Gene Ontology annotation, biological process: tumor necrosis factor-mediated signaling pathway; immune response; positive regulation of transcription by RNA polymerase II. The coding region runs from base 36 to 743 and encodes 235 amino acids. Gene Ontology annotation, molecular function: CD40 receptor binding; cytokine activity; tumor necrosis factor receptor binding. The record is from RefSeq and is a predicted model, not a curated record. The transcript is spliced from 4 exons.